CGCGAUAGGACGACACAGAAGAAGAAACUUUGACUUCCUGUAUCCAACUGAAGGUACAGACAAGUUACUGUCCUGAGACCCUCCCUGGAGAAAGAAAUUUCUCACUGAAUGAGCUCAUCAUGUUAGUGUUGGGCUGACCCUUUCUAUGACAUGAUGGAUGACAGUGAAUUGGAGGCGAUAGCCACGCCAUCAGGCAGCUCUUCCAUUGGGGAUGCAGUAUCUGGUAGAGCACAGAGUGUGCCUGAUGGUGAAGUUGACGAGCUCUACUACAUCCCAGAGAGAAGACCUUCUCUGGACCUGGGACCGAGUCCAAUGGAUACCAGCCACUGGCAUUAUGUGGACCAGGCCUCUGCUCCAGCUCUGAGCUACAAUACAAUGACAAGUGAGGAGAACUUAAGCACCAUGGAUGUUGACGAUGGAUCCUCUACGAGGGUCCAGCUGGACAGAGCAGAUUCAUACUCAAGCUGCUACUCCUUUGACAGUGAUGACUGUGAAAAAAGAAUCCCCAGGGUUAAAAGCAACGAUGAUGCAGUCUCAGAGCCUUCUGGCACACCCGAGUUAAUCCAAGACCCAAAUGCGAUCAGGCAUCCCUCACUGACAGUGGCUUUCACUUUUAAGGCUAUUUGUGCAACCCUUGGGAAGCUGACUGAAGCAGACUUUAAGAGAUUCAAGAUGAUGCUGUGGAAGCGUUACCCACAGUCAUUCAACACUCCUCCCCAAGGCAUGGACAUGGUGGACCUUGUGGACCGGUUACUUGAGUGUUAUGACCUGGAGGUGUCUUUGCAGAUCACCAGAACCCUUCUUGAGGAAAUGGAGCGAAAUAAUAUCAUUGAUUUUCUCCAGACUUUGUGCAUCAGAAAUGAAGUACGUCACGAGCUAAAGGAGACUCUGAAGAGGAUGUAUGGCAAAGUGUAUGAGGACUGGGCCAUGCAGGGAGAGAAAAGGCCUCUUGAUGAUAUCUUUACUAAUCUCCACAUAACCUCAACAUCCAAUAAUGGCCCAAAUCUUGAACAUGAGGUCCUGACCAUAGAAAAGCUGGACACCAACCACAAGGAAGGGAAGCUGCUUUCUACUGGGGAUAUCUUGAGCGCUGAAAGGCUCGAGCAAUCAAGCUUAAAGUUAUUGCUGGUCACAGGAGCGGCGGGGUCAGGGAAGUCUAUGGCAAUCAGAAAGUUAAUCCUUGAUUGGGUUGAAGAGCGUUCCCACCAACAUGUGUCCUUCUUGUUUCCUUUGCCGUUCAGAGAACUCAAAAAGUUUGAGGAUUCUGAGGUGUCCCUCGUGGAUAUAAUUCAAACACUCUACCCAGAAACAAAAAAACUGACGGAACAGGAUUAUAGAAGCGACGACUGCAAGCUAAUGUUUAUCUUUGACGGUCUCGAUGAGUACAAUGGCCCGCUUGACUUUCAAAACACUACGCUUGUCGGGGACCACAAAGAGGCCACCACCCUGAACAUCCUCGUGGUCAACCUCCUCAGAAGUAGGCUGCUCUACCGUGCCCUAUUUGUGUUCUUCUCCCGGCCGCCAGUAAAGCGCUGCAUCCCUUGGGAUACACCUCGUGAUCAGAUAGAAGUGCGUGGUUUCCGUGACUCUGAAAGGGAGGAGUACUUCAGGAAGAGAUUUAAGGACCCAAAUCAAGCAGCUCGAGUUAUUGCGUAUAUCAACUCCUCCAAAACCCUCCGCAUCAUGUGCCACCUGCCCUUGUUUUGCUCACUGGUGGCUGAUGAGCACCAGCACAUAUUUAAAGAACAGGGAACAGGGGCUGAAGUGCCAAGGAGCAUCACCUACAUGUACACAAAGUUGCUGCUUGCACUCACACGUCAGCAUCACACAUUUAGAGCUCGAUAUUGUAGCCCAGAUAAAGAGAGAGACUUCCUCAUGAAAGUUGGAAAGUUGGCCUUCAACAUGCUGGAACAAGGCCAGUUCAAGCUCAAGAAGCCUAAGUGGCAAGAGCACGGAGUGGAUGACACGGAGACAGUGAUCAAGAGCGGUCUGUGCAUGCAAUACAUCACAAAGACAAUGGUUUUCUAUCAGGAUAAAGUCAUCAGCUUUAUUCACCCCACCAUGCAGGAGUACCUGGCUGCCCUUUAUGUGUUUCUCACCUUCACAAAUCAGGGGAAGAACAUUUUUGAGCACCAACUGAAAGACAAGGUCAGGGGAAUAUUCAAGGCACACAAAGUGAUGGAGCUGUACAAGAGCGCUGUGGACAGAAGCUUGCCGUAUGAGGACGGCAAACUGGACAUCUUCCUGCGUUUCCUGUUUGGCAUGGCUCUUAAGACCAACCUGGAGCUUCUCCAGCCAUUCUGCACAUCUUCUGUAAAGUGGUCAACAUUCAUUGAAGAUGCUGCUGCUCUCAUCCGGAAGAGGAUUAGAGAAAAUGAGUAUCCUGGCAGAAAUAGCAACUUGCAGUGCUGCCUGGAUGAGCUGGGUGUGUGAGCCUCAGAGGCAGCAUCAGUGGAUCCGACUCUUUUAAACAGUGAUCACUGCGCUUAAUCAUUUUGAUGCAAAAUAAUUGUCAAGGCUUCUGCUGAAUUCUGUUGGGAGGAAAACUGUUCCAGAUGUGGAGGAACAGGUUUCUCUCCCGAUCAAUCAACAUGUGCACUAAUGGAGCUUUAGAACAAUUAAAAACAUAAUAACUUCUGAAGUUCAGCAGUAUACUGAUGUACCAGUGAUGUGAAAACAGAAUCCUUUCAGGUUUGGUGUGAGUUGAUGAGUGUUUAUAUAGAUUUAAAGAAGCUGAAAGAUAUUACGUGGCCUUAUUUUGGGAGUUUAUUUUUUUUUCCGUUUCCAUACAAUCAAAUGUUUUUGAUGGACAUUAUUAAUUAUUUCCUGUGGUGCCAGCUCAUGCUUGAUAUGUCAUGACAUGCUUCUUAAAAUGCCUAAUAUUUCUUUGCACUGCGUUUUUAACACAAUAUCAUAAGCAUUAUGAUGAUUGCUCUAAACCAAAAUUUUAUGGCAGAACUGAAAAUAUGUUAGAACUGAAUUAUUUUGUACUUUUAAGUGUUGCUGAUCACAAAUUAUUGUUUGUUGGCUGCUUGCAUUUAAGCUACAGUUGGUAACUUUUAUGACAAUAACUUUGCUUGAACUGUCACUAUACUCUGAAAGAAGUAAAUCAGGCAGACAGUCUGAAAGAAAA
Messenger RNA from Epinephelus lanceolatus (giant grouper), 3133 nucleotides. It is a transcript of the gene nlrc3l1, whose product is annotated as NLR family, CARD domain containing 3-like 1. NCBI's taxonomy places the organism in Eukaryota, Metazoa, Chordata, Actinopteri, Perciformes, Serranidae. The record is from RefSeq and is a predicted model, not a curated record.